CGCAGAAACAGGAAUCCACGUGAAGUUGGUCGGCAUCUCAUGAUGCAGGUGGUUUGCUUGGUUUCCAACAGAGUCAAAAUUUCGCACCCGACAUGACAGAUCCUGACAGAUUGCAAUGGUUCUACGUGGACCGCACAGGGCAGGAGUUCGGCCCCUUCCGCACCACCAAGAUGCGUUCCUGGUUCUCGCAGGGUUUCUUCCCCAUUGGGGAUGAGCUGCUGGUGCGCUUGGGGGAAUGGCCCCCUGAGGCGCCGGCUGGGGGAGGAGGCUUUUUUUUCCGGAGGGAGUGAGAGGGAGGUGGUUCAGAAUGGACAGAGAGAGGUGGCUCGACCUUCUCGCCUUGGCAUGGAACAUGAGAGGUGGCCUGUUUGGAGAUGGGAAGAACUCCUCGUCCCCGGAUCUAAGUUGUGCGGAUGAAUGGGAUCCUUGCUUGAAGAGAACCAGGUGGAUGCGUGUCAGGUCUGUGACCGUUGAAGGACCAGCUGGAAAGACGUGCUUUCCUUGACACAGCUUGUGCGAGUUUGGGACACGUCCAGAAAGUUGGAAUGACAUCUUGGAAGGAUGCAGUACCAUCUUGUGCGGGAUGUUCGCUGCUUGGAACCAUUUUGACCCAUGCCCAAAUCAAUUCCCGACAUGCCCUGCUGUCCCAGUCCCACGUGCCAGCGCGGAAGCCUGGGCUGCGAUAGAGAUUUGCGGGGUCUCCCCCGGACCGUUUUUGACGUCCGACCGAGAUGACAUGAUAGAAGAUAGGUUGUCAGUCCCCAAGUUGGGCAGAUCCGUGAGAGAGAUUUUUUGGAUUUUUGGUAGAGAGAUGUUCAAAGUGGAGGGGAGGAGCUACAGGACCUGAGGGCGUGGAUUUGACAUUUUGAACGUUUGCAUGCCUGGCAAUCUUUGACUCCCAGCUCUUCCAAUUUUGAGGUUUAUUCCCAGCGGCUACUCGACUUCUAGGUACUUUGCCAACACUUUAGUAUUUAACAUGUAUUGGUAUUGGGCUUGUGGGGGGAAGGGGCUUUGUAGCUCACUGCCCGGUGUUCUUCGCACCGUCGGGAGAGGCCUCUAAAGGCCUCUCCUCAAGUCUCUUGAAAAGAAAGCAGUCUUCGUUCGUCACUGUUCUUGACAACCUCAUUUUUGGGUCGAUCUUGAGAUGACGGCCAGUGAGGUGAAGAUUCUGUAUCCGGAACCAGAUAGCAUCUUUGUGGGUGGACCUCAAUCCCCCUUCAGUGCUGUACGGCAACGCCGACCGCGCAGCCGCUCCAGCCGCGCGGAACGGCGGCGCAGCCGCUCGCGGCGGAGCCGAGAGCGACGAGAGGAGCCUCCUCCACGAGGACGUAUGGAGGACUACCCCAUGGAUUACGACCGGCCGUAUGACCGGCCGCCGCCGCCUGGCUAUGCUCCCCCUCCGGGCUAUGGCUCCUACGGGCCACCGGGCUAUGGGCCCCCGGGCUACGGGCCGCUGCCCGGCUAUGGCCCCCCACCCGGCUAUGGACCACCGCCUGGGUAUGGCCCACCGCCUUAUGGCUAUGGAGCCCCUCACGGCUAUGGGCCUUAUGUACCCCCACCAGGGUAUGGCCCCCCGGGCCACGGCGGGCCGAGUGGCCCGACGUCGGGCAGAUAUAGUGGACGGCUGAAGUCCUUCAAUGCCAAGGGUGGCUUCGGGUUCAUCGACUGCCCAGAGGUGCGCCAUCGCUAUACCAGGGACGUCUACGUCCAUAAGGCGCAGAUUGGGGACCUUGAAGUAGGUGAGGAGCUGAACUUUCUGGUGGAUACCAACAAGGACGGGUACCCUCAGGCCCGUGAUAUCCGCCGCAGAGACGGCUCCAAGCCUGGUCAGAAGAGAGACGGCGAUGAUGCCAAUGGCAAUGGCGACGGCAAGAGGCCGCGGCGGAGAGGUGGGAAGGGCAAGAAGAAGCCCAAUGAAGGAGAUGGAAAGGCGGACGAAGGGAAGGGUGGAGGCACACCCGCUCUUGAAAACAAAGCAGCGGAGUCGACAGAAGCACAGCCAGAGGCAGAGGGCAAGGAGAGAGAGGCAGAGGGCACAGCCCCCGCUGAGGUAGCGGCAGAGAAGGCCGAAGGCGAGGGGAAUGAGGUGAAACCAGCGGCGUCCGCUGAGGCGGCGCCCACAGAAGCUCCCAAGCUCGAUGGUCCUUCAACUUCGGAAAAGGAAGCUCCAGCAGCGCCUGCUCCAGAAGUAGCUCCCGAGCCAGCGCCUUCAGAGCCUGCCACUGAAGCGCCCGCGACCGAGACACCUGCAGAGCCGCGCACCGUGGCCGUGGCAGGGCCGGAAGCGACGCCAGCUGCAGAGGUUCCUGCCGCGGCCGCGCCGGCGCCGGAAGCAGCUCCAGCCGCUGCGGAAGCAGCUCCGGCCGUGGGCGAGGCAGCUCCUGCCGCUGCGGAAGCUGUGCCCACUGCGGCGCCUGCGGCCACGGUGGCGGAAGAACCGCCCGUAGCAGCCGAGACCGCUGCGGCAGCAUCGGCGGAGACGCCAAAAGACGCUUAGAUGAGGCCAAAUCUGAGACAAGAAGUCUUUGAGAUCUCUGAGCGAAGUUGCACGGCUUUAUGGUGCAGCUUCCCAUUCAGUUGAGGCAAGAUUCCAACCGCGAUCUUGAUCAGUUUGAGUACGCC
Messenger RNA from Durusdinium trenchii, 2622 nucleotides. The record is from the annotation of a GenBank genome assembly. NCBI's taxonomy places the organism in Eukaryota, Dinophyceae, Suessiales, Symbiodiniaceae.